AUGCAACUAACGUGUCGUUUUUACAAAAAUAAUUUUCCUGAAACAGAAGAUCUUGUUAUGGUUAACGUCACCGAGAUCGAAGAAAUGGGUGUCUAUGUUAAUCUACUCGAAUAUAAUAAUAGACAAGGUAUGAUUCUAUUAACUGAAUUGUCACGUCGUCGUAUUCGCUCAAUAAAUAAAUUAAUUCGUGUUGGUCGAAAUGAGGUUGUCGUUGUUGUUCGUGUUGAUCGUGAUAAAGGUUAUAUCGAUUUAUCAAAACGUCGAGUAUCGCCAGAAGAUAUAAGUAAAUGUGAAGAAAAAUUUGUUCGUGGAAAAACAGUGAAUAGUAUUCUUCGUCAUACAGCUGAAGUAUUGGGAAUAAAAACCAAUGAAGAAUUUGAAGAAUUAUAUGAAAAAACAGCCUGGUUUUAUGAUGAAAAAUGUAAACGACCAGGUGCUGCUUAUGAUAUAUUUGUAAGAGCUGUUAGCGAUGAACAUGAGCUUAAUGAUUGUCAAGUCGAUGAAAACACAAAGAAAAUUUUAAUUAAUAACAUUCGUCGUCGUCUUACUCCUCAAGCAGUUAAAUGUCGAGCUGAUGUUGAAGUUGCAUGCUAUGGUUAUGAAGGUGUUGAUGCAGUGAAAGCAGCAUUAAGAGAAGGUCUUAGUGCAUCCACCGAAGAAAUGCCAGUUAAAAUUAACCUUAUUGCUCCACCACUUUAUGUUGUCACAGCAACAUGUCUUGAUCGAAACGAAGGUCUGAGUGCAUUAAAAAAAGUUAUCGAUAAGAUUAAACUAGGUAUUGAACAAUAUCGUGGAAUAUUUAAAAUAAAAAUGGAACCAAAAGUCGUAACUGAUGUGGAUGAUGCUGCACUUCAAGAAGCUAUGUUUGAUGCUGAACAGGAAAAUGCCGAAAGACCUGGUGAUGACAAUGAAGAUUCAGAUGAAGAUGAAGAUGGUGGUAUUAAGGGUAAAUUAGCUGGUGAAGAUGAUGACGAAUCCGCUGGAGCAACAAAAGAAUCGAAAACAGCACCACAAAAAACUACAUCGCUUGCUGAUGAAGACGAUGAAGAAGAAGAUCAGGAUUAA
Molecule: messenger RNA, 1065 nt
Organism: Rotaria socialis
Lineage: Eukaryota; Metazoa; Rotifera; Eurotatoria; Philodinida; Philodinidae
Source: the annotation of a GenBank genome assembly